Molecule: messenger RNA, 939 nt
Organism: Aspergillus welwitschiae
Lineage: Eukaryota; Fungi; Ascomycota; Eurotiomycetes; Eurotiales; Aspergillaceae
Product: alpha/beta hydrolase
Exons: 3
Coding region: 1-939 (312 amino acids)
Cellular component (GO): nucleus; cytoplasm
Source: RefSeq, a predicted model, not a curated record
AUGACCAACAUUCAGCUGAUGCCGACAGGCUAUUUACGUAACUAUGCAGAUAGCGCAGACAUCUCGAAUACUGCUGAACAGGCCAACAUUCUAAUGCUUCAUGGCCAUGGGCAAUCCAUGGAUGUGUUCCAUCACAAAACGCACUUUCUCCAAGAUGCCCUCAAUUCAGGUGGUCCUCAGAGCAACCGAUCGCUACCAUAUCUCAAGCUACAUUACAGUGAAGCACCUUUCGACGUGAACGUUCCAGAUCUGCAGUCGAAGGUCUGGGGGUAUGGAAUUUUCGACUGCCAGCGAAUCUCAGGCCUUGAACAGAGUGUGCGGCGUGUGCUAGGGCAGCUGGAGCAACUUAAUCCGGUAACUGGUAUAAUCGGAUUCUCGACCGGUGCGACCCUGGCGAUGAUCAUUGCAUCCUUACUGGAGAAGCAGAAUCGCGGCCUUGUAUUUGGCGUCCAUACCACUCAUCCACCGCUCAAGUUUGUCGUCGCAUACAGUGGCUUUAUGCUAGGCCAUCCCAUGUACAGAGAUCUGUACUACCCGAGGAUCUGCACCCCUACCCUACUAUACAUUGGCGAAGUCGACACAAUGAUCACACCAAACUCUACAUACCGCCUGGCAGAAAGAUGCAGUCAUGUUGAAAUCCAAACCUUCUGGGGGACACAUUACGUUCCCAGGAAUCUGAAAACAACAGAUGCAGCUGUAAACUUUGUCUAUCGGUGUUUGGUCGGUGAGCCCGAGAAGGUAGAUAAGGAACGAAGCCGGUCGGGACCGAAGACGGUUGAAUUGACUCUCAACAAGCGCCAGGAACCGGGAAAGGCGUUCACGGCCAAGGUUCCAAAACGGCGGCUGAGAAUGCGGGAUGCAACGCUGGGUAAAAAGCCUGCCGGGAGCGCCAAGCAAGGGAUGGCUGUCACCACUCGGCUUACCACACGGCUUGUGUAA